CCCGGUCGCAUUUGACAGCGGGACCAACACGGAGCAGCAGCAGCAGCUAUGGCUAAAAGUGAUGGAUGCGACUACUUUAAACGGACAAGCAACUUCUGGAUCAUCUCCGUCACAUUGGCAGUGGGAUAUUUUACCUGCAUUGUGUUUGCACCAGAAAAAAUUCCAUUCCAAUACCUCGGACCGUUCGGCACCUUCUGCACAUACCUGGUGGAGAAUCACUCUGAGUUAAUGUACAAAGGAUGGUGGGCGGCCUUUGCCAUCCAUGUCUUUGAGUCUUUGGUGGCACUGAAGGUCUGCAGUAACAAAGGCAUCCACAGCGUCUCCACUCGUUGCCUGUGGUUCGUCCAGACCUUCCUGUUCGGCUUCGCCUCCCUCGGUCACCUCCUCAAGUACGACCCCAAACGUCCGAAACAGCAGUGACCCCAACAGGACACCACCACCACAGAUCAACACUGCAUAAGCUGAACCUAGGAAAUGGAAAACACACCCUCGUUGCCUUAGAAAUGAAAGAAUGCUGAAGUGAAGAUUUAAGACACAAGUAUUUCUUACAUUUAUAAUUAGAGGAGUUUCUUGGAAUUUACUGACUUUGUACUUCGUCGAAUUUUUCUUUCCUCUUUUUUACUUUUAACAUAACACUAAUGAUAUAAAGAGUUCUUUCAGGAUCCAAUUCAAUAUUUUGUGCAAUAGCGUGAAGUCUUAAAAUGGAAUAGUUUCAUUCUCUGAUGUUUACAUUCAAUGCUGUUUUCUUACAUCAUGUCCAGGUAAGAAGGUACAGUAAGAAAGGACGAGUGCCGUGCCUAUAUUGAAGUGCUUUGACUUAUUUUUAACCACAAACUGGAAAUUCUUGAUGUAAAAGAUGCAAAAGUAAAUGGUGAUUUACCGACUGUG
Molecule: messenger RNA, 888 nt
Organism: Sphaeramia orbicularis (orbiculate cardinalfish)
Lineage: Eukaryota; Metazoa; Chordata; Actinopteri; Kurtiformes; Apogonidae
Gene: tmem254
Product: transmembrane protein 254
Exons: 4
Coding region: 49-420 (123 amino acids)
Source: RefSeq, a predicted model, not a curated record